AUGAUUCUCAUCAAGCGCUUGACGGUUGUCUCCCUAUUCUUGGGAACCCUUCUGGCCUCAGUGGUAGCACAAGACAACGUUGUGAAAGCUCAAGGCCAAGUACAAAGAACCAAGGGAAUCUUUACAGCUCCCACUCCUGGGACCCCGACUACGCCUGUCCCACCACCUUCGGACGAACCCUCGGGAACCCCCUCUGAUAGUCCAUCUGAUUCCCCAUCUGAAGCUCCUUCCGCCGAGACAGCUGCUCCUACCGUGGUCUCCACAGAUGCUGCUACCGGAACUCCUACCAAGGGGGCUACCCAAGCUCCCACGGGAUCGUCCACUGAGGCCGCUACCACGGGAGCUCCUACCGAGGGAGUGCCCGCCACAGAUGCCCCAGUGGCCGUCACGGAUUCUCCCACUGGAACAACUGUAGUGACUACUGAUGCUCCUACUGGAGCCACGGGCACGGCUUCUCCCACUGUCUCGACGGAUGAUUUGGAUGUCUGUGUCAUGUCCUGGGAUCACAGUGGCAAGGUCUGCCAUUCCCUGAUCGAGGACGAGAACAGCACCACUGUAGCGGAAGUAUGUGUCUAUAUUGCCCAUGAGUAUGAUGUUCCCAAGUUGCAAGUGACCUUCAAGGCGGUUGGAAGUUGGAAAUUGGUGCGCAACAAGUUUUGGUUGGGCACAUCCAUUCAGGAUGUGCCUCUCAAAGAUGCUGACGCCAAUGGCACUAUUGCGAUCGAUUUGGAAGCCUUUUCCGUCUUUGCCUGUAAUUCCACUGGCGUUGAAGUCUGGACUUAUCCCGUUGAUAUCGAUUGGUCGAUCUGUACGGAUGCCACCAAAAUGCAGUAUGUGUUGGUGGCAUUUGCCGAAGCCGAAACGACAGAUGCCAAUGGCGAUGUGGUCCCCGAGUCUGCCGUGACUGCCUACGCCGUCCAACAUCCCAUUGCCAAUUUGGGAUACUUCGAUUUUGACAUUGCCUGUGACUGUAGUAAAGAGCCGGAAGAUGUCUGUAUUGCUACCAUGGAUCAUUCGGGAAAACUCUGUCAUACACUCAACGGUGAAGAAGGCGUGGACAGUAACGUUACCGAAGCCGUCGCGCAAGUCUGUGUCGAGGUCGUCUACAAUGAGGUCACCGCCAAGCGUCAAUUGCAAGUGACUUUUGAUGCCUUGGGUGAAUGGAAGCUCGUGACCAACAAGUUCUGGUUUGGAGAAGACGUCAGUGGCGUACCCAAACUAGGAGACGGUUCGACCGAUCUCGAAGCAUUCGAAUACUUUAUCUGCAAUUCCACCGGUAUCGAGACCUGGACCUACUCCGUGAAUCUUGAUUUGCCCGCUUGUGCUAGCAAUGGUAUGGGUGCCGUCGAGUUUUCCAUGAUUGCCUUUACCGAAGUCGAGUUGACCGAUGAUGAAGGAUUGGCCAUUCGCAGUACCGCCUUUCGCGCAUUCGCCUACGAACACAGUUUGGGAUACGGUGACAACUGGAUGGGAUGGUUCGACUUUAAGAUUGAGUGCGAAUGCGGUGAAAAACCCGAUCCUCGCAAUUACUGUCCCGACGAUACUCCCGAACUCUACGUCAAGUCCACCAGUCCUCGUGAAUGUCACGCCAUUGUUGCCGGGGGAGACAUGCAGUCCAUGCAAGCCGGAGAAGUCUGUGUCGAAAUUGAUCACGAGGAUGGUAUGCUCGAAGUCACGUUCGAGGCCGGCACGAACUGGGCGCUAUUGCGAUCCCAAUUGUGGGUCGGAUUCGAUACCGACGCCGAAAGUGCCUGGGAUUCCAUGCCCCACAAGAAAUCGGGAGCACCCGAUACCAAGAAAUUCAAGGACUUUGCCUGUGACUGGAAGGGAGAAAAGACCGUGUCCUUCAAGAUCAACCUCGAUGUCGAGUGUGUCAGUGAUGACGAGAUUCGAGUCUAUGUCGUCGCACAUUCCAAAGUGGAACAAGUCGAUGAAUACGGUGCUCUCAUCCCUGGAUCGGAUGUGGACGUCUUUGCCUUUGAACACACGGGCGACAGCGAGAAGUGGUAUGGAUGGUUCGAUUUCAUGAUUGGUUGCCGUUGCCCAACUACAACCACUCCGGCUCCGUCGUCCCUUCCAUCUCCCACUGACGCACCAACCAGUGCUCCUACUGAAGGUAGCAAGUGCGAGGAGGAGAUGUCUCCCGAAGAUGUGGAAGAAAUCUGUUACGACAUGACAGCACCCGAGGCCUGGGAACCAGAAGCCGGUACGGUGUGUAUUUCCAUCACCAACGCAACCAUGGACGUCACCUACCGUUCUACCAAUUAUUGGGCCAUCUUUGAAUCCCAUGUUUGGUGGGGUGAUAACAUUGCGGAUGUCCCCAUGACUGACGGAACCAACGAGUUUGAAUUGUACUCAUUCCAAAACGUCAACGAUGAUCUGGAGGGUGAAACAAAUUACACUGUUCAACUGCAAAUCAGUGAUUUGGCCUGUGAUGCCAAUGACGAAUACAGAAUGGUGAUUGUUGCACAAGCACUCGUUGGCGAACCCUGCAUUCCUCCGAAUGGCACCGCCAUCUUGGGAACGGACCGCAAUGCGUACGGUGGUGACCAAGAAAUUGCAAACCCAGAUUUCCCCUACUACUACAUUGAAAUGCCGAUCGACUGCAUCUGUGGCCCAGGUCGCACAAGAGGUGAAAUCCCACCUGUGACAGGCUCUCCUGUGGCUGAUCCGACAGGCUCUCCGACUGCCAGCCCUACCGGAACGCCAUUGGCCGACCCAACAGCCGCCCCUACGGCAAGUCCUACAGGAACACCCACUGGUUCCCCUGUUAGUGACUGUGUUGCCAGACCCCCUUCUGGAGUCUCCUUUGGACCAUACAGUGGCAAUCCCCAGUGUUAUCAGACGGGAAGUGAUACGCCUUUUGGAUUUGAUUAUGGAUGGAAGAUGGAUGGUUGCUCCUCAGGUACCUACACCCUCAAUAGUGAUGGAGAGAUGACUGGGUCGUGUGAAAUUGCUGGCAUGAUCACCCUCAAUGUUGAGUGUAAUGAUGACAAGUCUGCCACUAUUUCUUGGAGUGGCGAGGGAGAUUCCUACAUUGCCAUCAAGCCACAUUGA
Messenger RNA from Seminavis robusta, 3057 nucleotides. NCBI's taxonomy places the organism in Eukaryota, Bacillariophyta, Bacillariophyceae, Naviculales, Naviculaceae. The record is from the annotation of a GenBank genome assembly.